AUGGUACUCUAACAGGUCAAAGUAUAGAUGUUUUAACAAGUUUCGCUGGCUAAAAAGCCAUUAGCCACAAUUUCAUUUAAGUCCUAUCUAUAAGCAAUUUCACAUAUUUAUAAGUAAUUAAAUUAAUUUUUGUAAAUUUUUGAUAUAUAUAUAUCUUUAACAAAUAUUAGCAAAUACUAAUUACUUUGUUAAUAACUAAAUAUCUGUUUGAAAUAAAUUAAAUUUAAUUUUAAUAAAUAGGCAGAAGGAGUGUUAGGUAUGUAAAUGUUUAGCUUUUACAAACCAAAUGGAAAUUCUUAUGUUGCUAAUUUAUUUAAAAAUGGUAAUAUCUAAUAAAAUAUGUUUUCUUUCUACUUUGGCUCUACUCCCUAGCUUACAGUUGGAGGAUUUGAUGCUUCUUCAGUAUAAAAUGUAAGUAAUAUUAACUACCAUAAUGUAGUUAUGAAUGGAAAUAAUGACAAUACUCAGUAAUGGGUUGUUAGAGGCUCAUAAUUAGUAGUUGGCAACUUUUCUUAAUACUUUUUAUAAGGAUAUAAUUUAGUAUAAGUUUCAACAGCUGAUUCUUAUAUUAAAGUAAGCGAAGAUAUCUUUGUUAACUUAAUGAGGUACUUUAUUAAUAAUUUAAAAGUAUAAAAGCAAGGAAGCUAGUAUACUUUGCCAUGUAGUCAGAAAUUUCCCAAUUUUGUACUUUAUUUACCUGAUAAUAAUGGCAAUAUGCAGAUUUACAACUUGACUUCAGAUUAUUUCAUAAAUAAAUAAUCUGAUACAUGUUUUUUAAUGAUUGCUGAUCUAGGAUAUCAGCAAACAGUUAAGAUUGUCUUAGGAACUCCAUUCCUUCAGAAAUAUGUCUCAAUAUUUAGCAUGAAUAAUGCAACAAUAGGUUUUUCUUUAGCAUCUGUUAACUCAUCAUCAGGAUCUUCUUCUCUUCCUGGCUGGGCUAUUGCAUUAAUAGUCAUCGCUUGUAUUAUUAUUGUUGCACUUAUAUUGUUCUUCUUAUAUAGAAAGUGGAGGUCAAACAAAGACAGAGAUUUCUCAACAGAUUCAAAUGGUGACAUUAUAACUUAUUCAAAAAGAUAAAGCAACUUUAACAAUAGCAACAAUAAAGCAAAUGCAAGCUCUGCUAAUAAUAUCUCAACUAACUUAUCAGUAAUGAAUACCAGUAAUUAAGUUGUUAGUAACAAAAACUAAAAUGUUUCAACUAACUUAGCAGUAAUGAAUACAAGUAACCAAGUUGUUAGUAGCAAAACAAAUGGAAAUGUUACUAUAUAAACAGGAAAUUUUAGCUCUUCUACCGUCACUUCCUCCAAAUAGGUAGUUAGUUCUUAAUAAAUAUCAACUUAGAAAAUAGUAACUUCUACUUCAACUAGUUCCAAAUAAGUAACUUCUACCUCUAAGUAUGAAAUUUCCAAUAAUAACAAUUUUUGA
Messenger RNA from Tetrahymena thermophila SB210, 1425 nucleotides. Its product is annotated as eukaryotic aspartyl protease family protein, putative. Lineage: Eukaryota; Ciliophora; Oligohymenophorea; Hymenostomatida; Tetrahymenidae. The record is from RefSeq and is a predicted model, not a curated record. The transcript is spliced from 2 exons. Gene Ontology annotation, molecular function: aspartic-type endopeptidase activity. Gene Ontology annotation, biological process: proteolysis.